GGUGGGGGUGGGGAAGGGCCACUGACUGAUACAUUUGAGAAAGUGUUGCCCAAAUUUGAAGGAAAACAUUUAUAUAUCUGGAGGGGGGACCAUGGGCCAAAUUUGCAAGAGAAGACGAGGGAGGAGGGCAAACCUUUUGGCUGGGGGAGAAGCGGAGCAAAAGCUGCCCCUUGUCCCCCUGCUGCCUCCGCCACUUAAAAUGAGCUCCAACGAUGAUGACGAGAAGAUCGUUACCCGGUCCAGACCAACUCCACCAAUUGUACCAGCAAGAGUAAAGUUGAGAAGCAUAAACAAUGAUAUGGCACCACUUGAAGAAAGCAAACUCAAGGUGAUGCUAGAGCUCACCGGUGGAGAUUCUUCCAGCUAUGGCAGGCCUGGAUUAGAUCUUGUGGCGGUGUUAGAUGUCAGUAGAAGCAUGGAAGGAGAUAAGAUGGAAAAAAUGAAAACUGCCAUGCUCUUUAUAAUCAAGAAACUUGGUCCCACUGAUCGUUUGUCCAUUGUCACAUUCUCUGGAGGCGCCAAUAGGUUGUGCCCGUUACGCCAGACAACUGGAAAAUCCCAAGAGGAAUUUGAAAAUUUAAUUAAUGGUUUAAAUGCCGACGGUGCAACCAACAUCACUGCUGGCCUCCAAACUGCCUUAAAAGUGCUCAAGGGCCGUAGUUUUAACGGCGAACGUGUUGUUGGCAUCAUGCUGAUGUCCGACGGUGAGCAGAAUGCCGGUAGUGAUGCCACCGGAGUUUCAGUCGGCAAUGUGCCCAUACAUACAUUCGGUUUUGGCAUAAAUCACGAGCCGAAGGGGCUCAAGGCUAUUGCACAUAAUAGCAUUGGAGGAACAUUCUCAGAUGUCCAAAAUAUAGACAGCUUGACCAAAGCUUUUGCCCAGUGUUUGGCUGGGCUUCUAACAGUGGUUGUUCAGGACCUAAAGAUGACCAUCGCACAACCCAAAGAUGAAUCGAAAAUACAGCAAGUAUCUGCCGGAAGCUACCCACAAACCAGGGACGAUGUUGCUGGCUCUGUAACUGUUACAUUUGGUGAUCUCUACAGCAAAGAAGUGCGCAAAGUCAUUGUGGACCUUCUUCUCCCUUCUGCUAGUAAGGGAUGGGGAGGAAACGUUCUCGAAAUCACUUACGCAUAUAGCACUCGAGGAAAACUUUUUGAGGCCCCUCCAGCGACCCUUACUGUACGUCGCACGGUGGCAUCCCCAGUUCAAGAAGAGAGGCCGGAGGUGAUAACUGAGGAGACUCGUCUUCGAACUGCAGGAAUGAUGAAAGAAGCAAGAGCCAUGGCUGACAACAAUAAAUUGUACGAUGCUCGGGACAAGCUGGUUGAAGCAGAAAAUUUGCUGGAGGAUGUGGUUGAUGAUGGGCACAACCCGGUAAUCGAGAUGCUGAGGCUGGAGCUGCAACAGCUCUUGAAAUUGAUGAAAUCGCAAGAGACGUAUGAAAAGCAAGGGCGUCCUUUUGCGCUCUCCUCUGAGACUUCCCAUGAUCGUCAGCGGUUUGCUUCGAGAGGUGAUUUGGAAACCCUGCGGCUAUUUGCGACUCCGCGUAUGGACAAAUACCUUGAGCAAGCCAAGGCCUUUGACGAGGAUCCCAGCAAGCCGCCGCCCUCAGUCUUGAAGGAAGAACUGAUUGAAGCUCUUAGAUUUCUUAUUCAGGCAGCCAUUCAGUCUCUCCAGGCCAUUGAGAAAAUAAUCAAUAGUUAAUCUUGGCCAUCUUAUAAUUUGCAUUUUGCUUUUGCACCUUCAAUAACGUACACCACUGUGUAUUCUGACAGUGGUGGUGUUGUGCUGUGUAUGGUUUUUGAUUGUUUUACCAUAAUUAUUCUUUGACUGCCUAUCAAAUGAUGAAAAUUACCGUUUGUUUAA
Molecule: messenger RNA, 1867 nt
Organism: Ricinus communis (castor bean)
Lineage: Eukaryota; Viridiplantae; Streptophyta; Magnoliopsida; Malpighiales; Euphorbiaceae
Product: probable E3 ubiquitin-protein ligase WAVH2
Exons: 4
Coding region: 92-1705 (537 amino acids)
Source: RefSeq, a predicted model, not a curated record